AUUAAUCCCAUUAGUCAAAGAAAAAACAUAUCACUUGCGAUUUAAAUCUCGAAACAAAGAACCGGGAUUCAUCCGGUUACUUUGCAAAUCUCACCGGUUCCGCAUCUCGGCGGCGUCCUCCCCUGGCUGACACGACUUCUUCAUGUUUCUUCUUCUCCACUUUUCUCGAAUCUUCUUCAAAUCUCCCCAAUAAAAUCUUUAGUCUCCACCCAUCUUCCUUGUUUCCCCUCUAACAUCUUCAACCUCCGUUCUCAGCAAUGUCAUGGUACGGAAGAACCAAACUGGUGUUCGACUCCCUGCGACGGAACCUAAACCCAACUGGGAAGUUUUCUGGGUUCUCCUCAAUCGCUUCCGGCGAAGUAGGGUUACGAUCAUGGACAAACACCAACAGGGUCGCUUACAAUCCGUUUCUGAGUCAAGCCAAGAGAAGCUACUACGUUGAUCGUUACCAAGUUCGUCACUUUAAGCCACGUGGACCCAGAAAGUGGCUCCAAAACCCUAGGGCUGUCUGGACGGUGGUGCUCGUCGGUUCCGGAGUUCUUAUCACUCUCUACUUCGGGAACUUGGAGACUGUUCCUUACACAAAGCGAACACAUUUCGUUCUCUUGUCCAAAUCCAUGGAGAAGCGUAUUGGUGAAUCCCAGUUUGAGCAGAUUAAGAAAACUUACAAAGGGAAAGUCCUCCCUGCAAUCCACCCUGAGAGCAUUAGGGUUAGGUUGAUAGCUAAAGAUGUCAUUGAUGCUUUGCAGAGAGGUUUGAGUCACGAGCAUGUGUGGAGUGAUUUAGGGUAUGGUUCGAUGGAUAGCACUGCGAGGGGUAGUGAUAGGGGAGUGAAGGAGGUGGGUAUGGCUUUGAGUGAAGAUGGUGAAGAGACGUUGAGUGGGAUGAGAUGGUCGAAAGAUGAUCAGAUUCUUGAUGAUAAAUGGAUUCAAGAAAGCAGGAAGAAAGAUACCAAGGGAGAGAGUGCUCAUCUUGAAGGGAUUAAUUGGGAGGUGAUUGUGGUUAACGAGCCUAUGGUUAACGCCUUUUGCUUGCCCGCUGGGAAGAUUGUUGUCUUCACUGGUUUGCUUGAUCAUUUCAAGUCUGAUGCUGAAGUUGCUACUGUCAUCGGGCACGAGGUUGGUCAUGCUGUGGCUAGACAUGUAGCGGAGGGGAUAACAAAGAACUUAUGGUUCGCAAUCCUUCAACUGGUUCUGUAUCAGUUUGUCAUGCCUGAUCUUGUGAACACAAUGUCUGCCCUUUUCUUGAGGCUUCCUUUCUCCAGAAAGAUGGAGAUUGAGGCCGAUUACAUUGGUUUGCUAUUGCUUGCAUCUGCGGGCUACGACCCACGAAUAGCUCCCAAAGUGUAUGAGAAGCUGGGGAAGCUCGGGGGAGAUGUGGCACUUGGGGAAUAUUUAUCGACACAUCCUUCGGGAAAGAAGAGAUCACAGCUUCUGGCUCAGGCCAAUGUGAUGGAAGAAGCACUUAUGAUCUAUAGAGAAGUCCAAUCGGGUCGUGGCAUUGAAGGCUUUCUGUAGUCUUCUAGGCCAUUCAUCUCGCCUGAGUCUCUUUGUACUUUUCACCUUCCCUUUUAUUAUGUUUUAAAAGGAAGAAUAUGUAGUUGGCUUGCAUCAAUUGCACUUUUUUCUUUUGAUCGUUAAUUGUAUUAUAACAUCUAUCUAGGCCCAAUAUAUUAUUGCCAAGUG
This is a messenger RNA of Brassica oleracea var. oleracea, 1685 nucleotides long. RefSeq lists its product as uncharacterized. The coding region runs from base 258 to 1517 and encodes 419 amino acids. Gene Ontology annotation, molecular function: metalloendopeptidase activity. The transcript is spliced from 3 exons. Lineage: Eukaryota; Viridiplantae; Streptophyta; Magnoliopsida; Brassicales; Brassicaceae. Gene Ontology annotation, cellular component: membrane. The record is from RefSeq and is a predicted model, not a curated record.